Polychytrium aggregatum is the source of this 3176-nucleotide messenger RNA. RefSeq lists its product as uncharacterized. Bases 113 to 2974 code for a protein of 953 amino acids. The transcript has 20 exons. Gene Ontology annotation, cellular component: HOPS complex; late endosome. Gene Ontology annotation, biological process: cellular response to starvation; vesicle-mediated transport; macroautophagy. Gene Ontology annotation, molecular function: protein binding. Lineage: Eukaryota; Fungi; Chytridiomycota; Chytridiomycetes; Polychytriales. The record is from RefSeq and is a predicted model, not a curated record.
GCCGUAUCAGCGCCGGGGUGGCGUCCAUCCCAUCCAACCCAUCCAGUUCAUCCCAGCGAUUCUGUCGACCCUGUCCAUCCCAUCCAUCUUGCCGACGACCAGGAGCCCACAGAUGGCCAGCCAGAAGACGGACAUCGCAGCCCCAAACCAGGCUCUGGAACCAGGGGCAGGGGCCCAGCUGCGGCCAGAGACGAUAGCUGUGAACAGCAGAGCUCCGAAUGUGCAUGCGUCCGAGACCAGAAUCGCCUCCAACGAUGGUGACCAUGAAGCACAUGAGCAGGACGCCGACGAGGAUGGUGUCGACGAAGAAAGCAACGGAGGUGAUGACGAUGACUAUGACGACGGCGACGACGAAGAGGACGACGACGAUGAUCUAGAGCCGAUGCUCAAGUACCAGCGUCUGUGUGCGAAUCUUGGCGAUUUGCUGAAGCUCGACCGAGUCUCGUCUGCGGCGGUUUCGGACCGUUUCUUGACGAUUGGAACGCAGCAGGGAUCCGUGAUGAUCAUGGACCUGAGCGGCAACAUUGUCAAGCGCUGGAUUGCACACUCGUCUGUCGUCAACAGCGUUUGCAUUGAUGAAGGCGGCGAGUAUGUCGGCAGCGCCUCAGACGAUGGAAAGGUUAUCAUUCACAGUCUGUAUUCGUCGGAUGUCCAAACUUUUGGGAAUCGUCGUCCAGUCAAAAGCGUCUGCUUAGAGCCCAACUACACCCGCAGUACCAAUCGCCAGUUCGCCUCGGGCGGUCUGUCCGAAUCAGUUGUCCUCAACGGCAAAGGCUGGUUCGGAAACCGCGACACCAUCAUCCAUUCUGGCGAGGGCCCCAUUGCUCUCGUGAGCUGGAGGCAUCUGUUCAUUGUCUGGGCAAACGUAACGGGAAUCAAAAUGUAUGACACUUCCUGUCAGCAAAAGUUUGCCUAUAUUGCAAGCCCGGAUGUGAGCUCCAAAACCGCUUCGAGAUGCAACAUUGCUUGGAAAGACAACUUGACGCUGAUGAUGGCGUGGGCGGACAAUGUCAAGAUCGCUGUGAUCAAGGAUCGAAGCAAACUCGAUGUCGCCUCUGGGCUGCCUGCACGAUACGUCGAGGUCGUGUUUCAAUUCUCAACCGACUUUAUGCUCGCCGGCAUUGCACCGUUUGGAGAUGACAUUCUCUUGAUUUCGUAUCAUGGUGCGCAGCAAGCCAAGUCCGUAAAACUGGGAGAGUCGCAGAAAUCGCUCCCAAUCGAAGUCCAUGUUCUGAACACGGCCGGCGUCGAAGUGGCAAACGAUGUCCUCUCCGUUGCUCAGUACGACCAAAACAAGCUCCAUGACUACUCUCUCCAAUACAGCCCUGCCGAGGAGCUGACAGAAGCCGCGUACUACAUCAUCUCGCCACGGGAUAUCGUUAUUGCCCGAGCGCGAGACAUUGGCGACCACGUCGACUGGCUUAUCGAAAAGAAGCGCUUUGGCGAAGCAUUCUCUGCGGCUGAUGAUGCCCGACGCCAGCGCACAGGUCGAUUCUCCGAGACCGAGGUCCAGAGCAUUGGCCAGUCGCUGCUCUCGUCACUGUUCUCCAAAGGUCUCUACAAAGAUGCCGCCGCAGCCUGCCCCAAAGUCCUCAAGAGCAACCCUGAACUAUGGACCGAGUGGAUCUUCAAGUUCGCCGAGGCGUCUCAGAUUGCGGCCAUCUAUCCGCAUGUACCCGUCAAGGACCCCCAGCUGCCCAAGGCCGUUUACGAACUUAUUUUGGAAUAUCUCGUCAAGAACGAGCCAAAUGUGCUGCCUUCGGCAGUCAAACAAUGGCCCGUUGCCCUCUACGAUGCAAAUCGGAUCGCCAGUGUCGCCGAAGAAGCCCUGGUUGUCCUUCGGAGCGAAAACAGCCCGGCUGCUCAAGGCCUCCUCGAGUCACUUGUGUCUUUGUACACAUCUUGCCGACAAUGGGAGUCUGCCUUUUGGAAGCGGCUCGCCCUGCGAGAUGUCGACGCCAUUCAGUCAGUUGUCACCUACAGCCUGUACAAGGUUAUCGCAAACAAGAUCGUGAUGUUGAUGGAGUAUGACUGGGAUGUCACCCAGGCUCCCGGUCCGCUGCGCGACGAGAUCAAUCUCUCGCUGGGAGUCGAUCCCGACGCGAUAUCGCCCCAGAUGCUCGCAAUUCGAAGAUGCACUCUCGGCCCCGCUGUCCAGAUGCUCAUCCAAUCGCUUGACACGAUCAAGCUGGAUCACAUUGUUCAGCAGCUUAUCCCCUACGCGCGGUAUCUCCACGUCUUCCUGGAUGCUCUGUUCCAGAAAGACAGCCGCGAGGGCGUUGACUAUCACAACUUGCAGAUUGAGCUCUACGCUGAGUACGAUUAUGGCCGACUUGGCGCGUUCCUCAAGUCCAGUCACUCUUAUUCGAUGAAACAGGCCUACAAUUCAUGUGAGGCCCGUGGGUUGAUUCCAGAGAUGAUCUAUCUUUUGGGCAAGAUGGGCGACAACCGCAAGGCUCUCAACCUCAUCAUCCGCGAGCUGAACGACAUUAACCGAGCAAUUGAGUUUGCCAAGGAGCAAAACGACCAAGAUUUAUGGGAGGAUCUGAUGAAGUUUUGUCUGAACAAGCCAAAGUUCAUCGUGACCCUCAUGGAAAACAUUGGCGGAUACAUCAAUCCAGUGAGAUUGAUCCAAAAGAUCCCCAACGGGCUCAACAUCCCGAACCUCAAGUCUGCUCUGAUCCGCAUCAUGGCGGACUAUGGGGUGCAGGUCUCGCUGCGGGAAGGUUGCCAGCAGAUUCUGAUGAACGACAACUCGAAGCUGUUUUCUCAGAAGCUCGACAUCCUCUGCCACGGCAUUUCAAUCCAAGAUGUGAACUGUGCUGGAUGCAAGGAGGUCUUCUUGGAAUCAGAUGUUCACGCCGGAGACAACGCCGUCAUUUUCGAGUGCCAGCACAUGUUCCACCACAGAUGCGUUGGCAAAACGAGACUCUGCCCGCUCUGCGCUUCCGAUGUCACAGCAGGCGAAUUGUAAUCUUGUCUUUAGUACCCGCCCUUGCGACAUUUGUUGGGCCUGGUGGCGAUGGGCCUGUUCUCCCUGGCACCUCACGGCUCUGUGCAGUACUCAGACAAACACGGAUCGCUCUCUCAUCGAGGGAGUCGCCCUGCAUUACUAGUGCAAUCCAAAAAAACGGGACACCCGGGUUUUUGACCAUUCAUCGAAUAUUUUGUUACCC